Molecule: messenger RNA, 818 nt
Organism: Lactuca sativa (garden lettuce)
Lineage: Eukaryota; Viridiplantae; Streptophyta; Magnoliopsida; Asterales; Asteraceae
Product: auxin-responsive protein SAUR21
Biological process (GO): response to auxin
Source: RefSeq, a predicted model, not a curated record
UCCACAAUGUUUGAUUCUUAUGGGUUUACAAGUACGAGUUGAAGCCAUAAUAUUAUCUCUAAAUAUAUGGUUGUGAUAUGAAAGAUCAUACCUUCUUGCAAGUUGAGAAACAGAACACAUGAUAUUGUCUUUCUCUCACAAUGUCGCUAUUGGUAAUUUAAUUGCCCUUUUAUCAGUUAUUGUACAUUUGAAGCUUUAGCAAACCACUAUAUAAAGCAUGUGAUAGGCAAAGCACCAGCACACAUUCCUCUGUAAUUCCACCAAAACAACUUUUCACAAAGAAAAUACUCUCACAUUGUUUUACUUCAUUCAUCAACCUUCAGAAAUAUGGCUAUUCGUAUCCCACGGAUCAUUCAAGCAAAACAAAUUCUCCAAAGGUCUUUGUCAAAUGGAACUCGCACGUCAACAAUGGAUCUACCAAAAGGGUAUUUUGCAGUUUAUGUUGGGGAACAGGAAAAGAAGCGCUUUGUGAUUCCUGUAUCCUUGUUGAGCCAACCUUCAUUUCAAGAGUUAUUACAACAGGCUGAGGAAGAGUUUGGAUAUGACCAUCCAAUGGGCGGCCUCAGAAUCCCAUGUAGUGAGCACACAUUCUUUGAUCUCGCAAAUCGUCUGGACGCUUUAUGAACUAAACUUCUAGCAUUGUAGUCGUAAAAAAACGAUUUGUAAAGCACUCACUGAUCACUAACCUUUUUGCAACACGUGACAACUCUUGGUUGUCCAGGUUGUUUAGGAUUCGAUUUCAGAUUCGUUUUGAAUCCAGUUUGUAUUGUUAAACGAUGUAAGCUAGACUUCAAUGAAAAACAAAAUUCACUAUAUAA